Rhodotorula toruloides NP11 is the source of this 1245-nucleotide messenger RNA. RefSeq lists its product as uncharacterized. The coding region runs from base 1 to 1245 and encodes 414 amino acids. Lineage: Eukaryota; Fungi; Basidiomycota; Microbotryomycetes; Sporidiobolales; Sporidiobolaceae. The transcript has 5 exons. The record is from RefSeq and is a predicted model, not a curated record.
AUGUCCACCUUCGCCGUUACGACUCGCCCUGCUUCCCUUCGCUCACGUCUGCCUCAGCGCACGGCUAGCCCAUCAGACUCGUCCAAUGACGGGAACGAAGUGCGACAGUCUAACAGGGUCGCCGCCGAGACGUUCUACGACCAGGCCUCCGAUAUCCACCGCCAGAUCGAUGCGCUCUCCUCCGACCUAGACCACAUCCGCGCCCUCUCCUCGCGCCUCCUCGUCCUGCACCCAAACGACCUCGCAACGCCUACCCUCGCACUCGACCUGCGCGACGAUCUCCUCCGCGCCGCCGAAGAUCUCAAGGGCAUUGACGAGGAUACGUUCGAGUUGUGGAAGGAGACGGAGAGUGUCGGUGAGGCUGUGCGGAAGGGCGAGUACAGGUUCGAGAAUGUGCGGGAUCAGCUUGGGGAAGCGGAGGAGAGGGAGGAGGAAGUGCGGGGUUUGGCGAGACGGUUUACGAGGAGGGUUAAGGAGAUCAAGCGUGAGGCGAGGGGCGAGAAGAGCGAUAGGAAGGAGGCGAGGGAGAGGAAGGAGCCGGAGAAGCUGGGGGAUUACCUCGAGCCAGGCGCCUACUCCUUCCCGCACCUUCUGACGAAGGACACGGUGCACGCCUCGCGCUGGGUCGUCACGAACCCGUUCACUAUCCUCUCUCGACUGACCGACAACCUCAAGACGCUUAAAAUCCCUCAGCUGCUCGCUGCCGACGAGUCACCCUCGACCUUCGUCGCCUCCCAUACUCCGCCGCCGACGUACCCCGUCUCCUCCUUCCCCUCAUCUCCCUCCUUUCCUCCCUCACCCUUUCCCAACAACCCAACUCCAGCCGGGUCCCCUUCCCGCACCCGCCCCAUGCCAAACUGGAAACGCGCGAUCCUCGCGUCCCCCGCAGCGAAAGCCUCGCUCACUCGGCGUCCUUGGAGUCGGAGAUUGUAUGAUGAGGUCGCGCAGGAUAUGGACGAGGGGUGGAGGGAGGUGAGGGUUAGUACCGGGAGAGGACACAAGGAGCGGUGGAUCAUCUUCGCCAUCUUUGCUCUUAUCCCCUUCCUUAUCAUCGCCAACAUCAUCGAGAGCCUCAUCCUCUCGGCUCGUUCUCACUCGUCCGCCUCCUCAACUGACUCGACUAGCCAGCGGGGCGACUUGGGGUACUCGUUCUCGACUGUCGCGCCGACAAUGAUGGCUGGGGAGGACAAGCGCACACUCGCUGCGAUCGGAGACGCGGGACAGCAACGGGACAGCAGCAAGUGA